AAACAGCUGUGCAUGCGUGAUAUAUCUGCCGCCAAAGCUGGAAACCGGUGUCGAAGAUAUUUCUUUGGUGAUAAUUUCCUGUAUAUUGCACUGUCCAUGUGGGAACGAAAAUGCCUGGCAACUUCACAGCCAACUGUAGUCAUGGCUUCGGUAAAACUAGUGAUCAACUGGGAUGUUGCAGCAAAACGUUCUAAAGUGCCGAAGACAUGUACUUACUGCCAGGUGGAAGGAAUGAUGCUGUGCUCCUCACAUUCUUCGGAUGAUAUUUCUUGCACCUCAUAUACAACUACUUGUACAACAGAUUUUUCUGCAGCAUUAUCACCUGUGUUAAUAAAUUCCACAAAACUAACAUUGGGAUUCACAAUGUGUUUUAUAGAUUAUUUCAUUCAUCAGGUGAAGUGGUAUUGUGGUCACCAUCUAACUGGUCAAUGGGAUUAGCAUCUUUAUAUCUGCAUGCUCUUCUAUAACAGUUCUUGUGUAUGUUCUUCUAUAACAGUUCUUGUGUAUGUUCUUAUAACAUGUGUUUGAUUUCUAGAAUGGGACGAUAGCUUUUAUCGCAUCAAGCACAUUUAAAGUUGCCUUUUCCAUCUCGUUUCCAGCAACAUGAAUUGCAACUCUCACAAGUUUGCAAUAAGACCUCUUCAUAAGAGCAAUAAUGCCAUGAUCCAAAGGCUGAAGAUGACUUGUUGCAUUUGGUUGAGGUGGAGUGAGCCUUUACAUUGGUUUAGUUGAAAAACUUUUAAAGUUGUUUUAAAUGGGAAAAAACCUAAACUAACUAAAAACAGACUGAAAAACAGUUCAUUAUUCAUGAUAACUGAAAUUUGCAUUAACGAAUAAAACUUCCUAUAAGAUCG
Molecule: messenger RNA, 854 nt
Organism: Stegodyphus dumicola
Lineage: Eukaryota; Metazoa; Arthropoda; Arachnida; Araneae; Eresidae
Source: RefSeq, a predicted model, not a curated record